UAUAUAACAAUAUCAAUUGUCAAAGUCAAACUCAAACGUCAUAAUCAUACUGUCAUAGUGACAAGUUGACAACUGACAUUUAUGGCUUGAACCUUGGUUUUGGAGUACCUAUUUAUAUUUUCUGUAAUUCCAAAAAAUCGUAAUAAAUUUUUAAAAUGCUCACUUCGUCGCUUAUGGGCGGUCUCCGAGCGGCUCGCGCUUCGGUUAUGGUUACGAGGAACCUAGCCGCGACACAAAAGGCAGUUGAUCCUAUCCAGCAGUUGUUCCUCGACAAAAUUAGGGAAUAUAAACAAAAAAGCGCUGGAGGCAAACUAGUGGACCCAAGUCCAAAUAUUGAAAAGGAGUUGAAGACUGAGCUUGAAAAGCUGGAGCGCCAGUUUGGAGGAGGCUCUGGAGUUGAUAUGACGUCAUUCCCAGCCUUCAAGUUUGAAGAGCCCAAACUAGACCCCAUUGAUGAGCAAGCUGCUGCACCUGCCAAGAAGUGAAAUUAGGGAAAACAUAGAAACCAUAAGUGAUAGUCAUAAUAUAAACUUGUUUAAAGGUUAAAUAAAACCUGUAAAGCUUAAA
This is a messenger RNA of Bicyclus anynana (squinting bush brown), 567 nucleotides long. RefSeq names its product ATP synthase-coupling factor 6, mitochondrial (gene ATPsynCF6). Bases 156 to 485 code for a protein of 109 amino acids. The record is from RefSeq and is a predicted model, not a curated record. Gene Ontology annotation, molecular function: proton transmembrane transporter activity. The transcript has 3 exons. Lineage: Eukaryota; Metazoa; Arthropoda; Insecta; Lepidoptera; Nymphalidae. Gene Ontology annotation, biological process: proton motive force-driven ATP synthesis.